AUGACUGAAGAUAUUAUGAAUUAUGUAGAAAGUAUAAUCUCUGCUAAUAAAGUUGUUGUUUUUAGCAAAUCUUAUUGUCCUUAUUGUGAUAGGACAAAAGAAUUACUUCAAAAUUCACAUAUUGACUAUACUGUUUUGGAAUUAGAUGUAAUAGCACAGGGAAGUAAUAUUCAACAAUACUUAUUUGAAAAAACUGGCCAAAGAACGGUGCCAAAUAUUUUUAUUAACAAGGAACAUAUUGGAGGAAACUCAGAUAUAGAAGCACUUAAAAAUAGCGGAGAAUUGGCCCGAUAUUUCGAGUAA
Messenger RNA from Pneumocystis jirovecii RU7, 303 nucleotides. RefSeq names its product glutaredoxin. Gene Ontology annotation, biological process: cellular response to oxidative stress. Gene Ontology annotation, molecular function: glutathione disulfide oxidoreductase activity. The transcript has 4 exons. Gene Ontology annotation, cellular component: cytoplasm. The record is from RefSeq and is a predicted model, not a curated record. Lineage: Eukaryota; Fungi; Ascomycota; Pneumocystomycetes; Pneumocystales; Pneumocystaceae. Bases 1 to 303 code for a protein of 100 amino acids.